Messenger RNA from Ophidiomyces ophidiicola, 2355 nucleotides. It is a transcript of the gene OPT8, whose product is annotated as OPT family transporter. The coding region runs from base 1 to 2355 and encodes 784 amino acids. Gene Ontology annotation, cellular component: fungal-type vacuole membrane. Gene Ontology annotation, molecular function: oligopeptide transmembrane transporter activity. The transcript is spliced from 2 exons. The record is from RefSeq and is a predicted model, not a curated record. Lineage: Eukaryota; Fungi; Ascomycota; Eurotiomycetes; Onygenales; Onygenaceae.
AUGGCUUCAGCCCAGAGCUCCAUAGGCCAAACGCAAGAUGACCAGGGCGCUUUCGAGACGCCCGCUCCGCCAGACAUCCCACCGAGCCCUCAAGCUCGCGAGUCUCUUGAGGACGACCGCUACGAUCAUGAUUUCUCUCGAGACCUCGCCUUCCGGCCCAAGACGUCGGCGCAGAGCUUCACGCCGCGUUCUCUGCUCGUCGGCCUUGCUAUCGGCGCUGUCAUCACCUUCUCGAAUACCUACUUUGGUCUUCAAACUGGCUGGAUCAGUACGAUGCCUAUGCCCUCUUCCCUCAUCGGUUUCGCAGCCUUCAAAAUCAUGGCACCAUACCUCUCAUUCCCGUUUAGCCCUAUCGAGAAUGUUCUUAUUCAAACCGUUGCCGGGGCGGUAGGAUCAAUGCCACUUGGUUGUGGCUUUGUUGGAGUGAUACCUGCGCUGGAGUUCUUACUCCGGGGUGGUCCAGAUGGAGAGAAAGGUACCCCUGACGGCUCGGGUGAGGGAGGGCCGUUGAAGCUUGGGUUUUGGAAAUUGGUCAUUUGGAGCUUAGGCGUAUGCCUCUUUGGAGUGGUAUUUGCUGUACCGCUGCGAAAAGAGGUCAUAGUCAGGGAGAAAUUGAAGUUCCCUAGCGGAACCGCUACAGCACUGAUGAUUAAAGUCCUGCAUGGUGGUGGGCAAGACGCCGAGAAGGUGAGAGGAGAUGAAGAUAGCUCAGAGAGAGAGAACCAGGAGACACAGAGACUACUUUCCCGCGAAGAGAAUCAGGUUGCACCGCUAUCGACCUUGCCUGUAUCACACGAACAUGACCACAGGCGGGACUGGAAGGGAAAGAUGAGGCUGCUUAUUCUAGCUUUUGGCGUAUCUGCCCUUUAUACCCUCGUCUCAUACUUCAUCCCACUACUCCGAAACUUGCCAAUUUUUGGCUUGACUCUAGCUAGCAAAUGGCUCUGGACGUUAAACCCCUCACCUGCAUACGUCGGACAAGGCAUCAUAAUGGGCUCCGCAACGUCUCUUCAUAUGCUCGUCGGAGCAAUCAUUGGUUGGGGAAUCUUAUCACCUCUGGCAAAGAAUAAAGGCUGGGCUCCAGGCCCAGUAGAUAGCUGGGAGAAUGGCAGCAAGGGCUGGAUUGUUUGGAUAUCUCUAGCCAUUAUGCUUGCCGAUUCGAUCAUCAACUUGGGAUGGUUGAUAGCAAGACCAGCAGUCCACUAUGGGCCGACUAUUUUGGAUGCACUCCGACGUCGAGCUGGCCAGAAGAAUUUCUGGAAAAGCCUCUUUACCAACCCUUUAAAAUCACAACAGGGUUAUGUUCUCCUCAACCCUGGAGACCACACGCAAGGCGACUCGUCUAAGAUUUCAGAGCGAGAUGAUGCACCUCCGUCGGAGCUCAUUUCGAUGCGGACGGUCGCAAUUUUACUUCCUUUGACCUUACUUCUGAAUGUUAUCUGCAUGCAUAUCGCCUUUGGAAACAUUAUCACUCCUUUUCUAUCGACUCUUGCUACCCUACUAGCCCUUGUUCUCUCCGUUAUGGGUGUCCGCGCCCUCGGGGAGACAGAUCUCAACCCCGUUUCCGGCAUCAGCAAAGUGACCCAGCUAAUCUUUGCCCUUGCCACACCUGCUUCCAGCCAUAGUCGCCGCUCCGCCAUCAUCACCAACCUACUCGCUGGCGCUGUAUCCGAAUCAGGAGCUCUGCAGGCUGGAGACAUGAUGCAGGAUCUUAAAACAGGGCAUAUUCUUGGUGCAAGCCCCAAGGCCCAGUUUUAUGGCCAAUUAAUCGGCAGCAUUUUUGGUGCCGUGACUUCCGUCGCGGUUUAUCGUCUAUACGUUAAUGUCUAUCAAAUUCCAGGAGACAUGUUCCAGAUCCCCACCGCGUACGUGUGGAUAUUCACCGCCCGACUAGUGACAGGCGAGGGCCUUCCUACCAUGGCCUGGCAAGCUGCAGGAAUUGCAGGUGUUAUUUUUACCAUCACCACUAUGAUCCGGGUCUUCAGCGCUGCUGGUUUGCGCCACGGCGGCUCCGUCCCGGCAUGGAGGGCGUGGAUCCCUGGCGGUAUUGCCGUGGCAGUGGGCAUGUAUAAUGUGCCUUCAUUCACGCUCGCAAGGGCGAUUGGCGGCUUGAUAGAAUUGUGGUGGAGCUGGCGCCAAAAUAGGAACCGAAAGAGUGCCAGGGCCCCUGUCACUAGUGACGAAGACGACGAAUCUACUGAAGGUGACCGCAGCCUUUCAAAGCCUCUGGAGCUCAAUCAAAACGAAGAUACGCAUUCCACGGUUGUUAUUUUGGCUUCAGGACUUAUUCUUGGCGAAGGCGUUGUUAGUAUCAUCAAUUUGGCACUUGCAAGUGCCGGCGUGCCGCAUAUCUAA